Messenger RNA from Protopolystoma xenopodis, 210 nucleotides. Lineage: Eukaryota; Metazoa; Platyhelminthes; Monogenea; Polystomatidea; Polystomatidae. The record is from the annotation of a GenBank genome assembly.
AUGUUUGGCCCUGCAUUCGCCUGCUCAACCGGUGCAAUUGGCCAAAGGCAAAGGGGUCGCGGGAGGAAACAAUUCGAGGAUGGGCUGGCUGUUCUGUCACUUUUCAGUGACAUUCUUGACGAAAGGCCCGACUUUCACUUUCGCUCAUCAAUAAUUCGCUCGACACGUCUGCACCACAGACGCCUCGUUGACCUGUCGUCCCAACGGUGA